Molecule: messenger RNA, 5991 nt
Organism: Spirodela intermedia
Lineage: Eukaryota; Viridiplantae; Streptophyta; Magnoliopsida; Alismatales; Araceae
Source: the annotation of a GenBank genome assembly
AUGGGCAACAAGGAAGAAGAGACUUCAGCUAAAAAUCCCAAGUCUUCGACACAAGUUUGCUGCUGAAACUUUUUAAAAUUUUAUGUAAGGUAGUGUGAUCUUGACGACUCUCAUGAUAAAAUUUCUGUUGCUUUUGAUACUCAGGAGCAGGCUCCUCCCUCCAGUCCUGCAACUGUUUUCACCGAUUGGGCAGCCUUUCAGGUUAUAAUAAUCGGCUUGAAUUUUUUUGCUCUUGUUACGUUAUUGUUAAUUUUCCAUUACUUCUUAGGAUGCCUUUUUUUCGCCUUUAGGCAUAUUAUAAUUCUACCGGGACUCCUGUGCCUCCUGGAUUUUACCAUUCUCCCGUGGCUUCCAGUCCUCAAGGGCAUCCGUAUAUGUGGGCUCCACAGGUAAUUCUCUUUUUCAAGGAACAUGGUCUACGUUUUUUUUUUUCUUUCUUUUUCCAAAGACAUAGGAAACUCGUUUGAAUAGCUGACUUAUCAUAAGAUAGCAUGGGUUAUACAAAAAAUCAGACAUUUGCUAUAGUUUCAAACUCAGCUCCUCUUUUUUCCCAAGGUCUGGUAGAGCAUUUAACAUAUUUAUUUCUGCAGCAUAUUAUUCCUCCAUAUGGAGCGCCAACACCUCCAUAUGUAGCCAUGUAUCCACCUGGGGGACUGUAUCCUCAUCCCAACAUGCCACCGGUAUUUGCCAAUCAAUACUUCCUAUUUUAUUGCAUGCUUUCCACGUUAUGUGGAAUUAUUUCAUCUUUAUAGCUUCCAGAUAUUAAAAAUACCCCUACUUUAACUUGCGUUGUCUGGGUCUUUCUCAGGGAUCUCAUCCAUAUAGCCCAUAUGCUAUGACUCCCUCGAGUGGAACCACUGAUGCUUCUGUGAGUAUUAGGUUGUUAGUUGUCCGUCUUGGGCAGCUGGGCAUUUUCAUUCAUCCUGUAAAUUGAGACUACAUAGCUCUAAAUCUCAGAGUUAAGGACUGGUGGAUAAGCUUUAAAUGAACAUAUGUAUGAAGUGCAGGAGCAUGAGACUAGGUGUAAGGGUCAAAGAUCAUAGAUAUUAAAAGUACAGUUCGAUGGCAGAGGAAAUGAACAUCAUGGUUUUUUAGGGUAUUUAAUUAAUAUUAGAUGAUGUGGAGCCUCAGCAUGUGCUUACCUAGCCAUUUUGCUACACAUCAAUGUAUCAUCCACAAAACAACCCUCUUAUCUAUUUUAUCAUCUGAGGUUAGGAUUUACAAUUACAAAUAUAAAUGUCAUAAGUUCCGAUGAUGGAUUAAUUAUAUAUUUUGCAUCAAGGUGUAGUUAUCGUAUUUUCACAUACAUCUAGGUUUCUUUAAUAUUGCUUAUCGUAAUAUAUAUCUAAAAGUUUUAAAAGUUUAUAAAUCCUAAUUGAGUUUAGAAUUUUUUCCAAAUGUUUUUAUCGAUGCUUUAAAAUGGCUGAUAAUCUUUUCCUACCAUUUUAUUGCAUCGGUACCUCAACAGAAUGCUAGGAAAAAAUGAAGGGUAUUUUUUUAUUGGAAAUUUUGGGAUUUCAAUUGAAACUGCAUGACUAGAUCGAUUUGGUUCUGGCUUCACUUUAUCAUCUAAAAUAUGUUGUAAAUCGUAUCCAAAUAAGGGAUCACCAAUAAAUUCUCAGUAAAAUUAUUCGAGAUUAUUGUAGAGGAACUUGAGAGGCCUUUUAAGAGUGGUUUAGGAUUCAAGUGUCAUUCAGUGCAUCGACAGCAAAAUGUUGAUUCGUUUUCCUUUAAGGACAAGAAAGAAAGAAACACGGAAGAUAGGGAAGAAGUAGAAGUUCAUUACUUGGAAGAAGAGUCAUGUGAAGGGAUUUUUUUUUUCAAAGAGGCACAUCAAACGAGAAAGAGAAACCAUAGGGAGAAACCAAAAAAGAACAUCGAAAAAACUUAGAGAAAUUUUAAGACAAAGAAGUAGAGAAAGGCGAAAGAAAUUCAAGUUUGUUUGAGACAAAUGAAAAGUGAAUGCCUGAUAAGGGAUUAUGACUUAGGUCUUCCUAUGGAGGCUUUUUGGGAGCAUGAUGGCAGGAUAUUUCAUGAUUAAGAAAGAAGGUCAUUGAUAUAGACGGAGGAAAGGGAAGGAGGAAUAUUGUUUUUAGAAUGUAAAAAUAUGUUCACAACACAGGACUAGUGAAGAGUUGCUCAUAAAAUUUAAAUUGAAACACUUAACUCAAGUAGAAAGGUAGUAGAGAAGCACCAAAGAAGACAUUUGAAAAACGAAACGCAUUUGAAUCUUGGAGUUGGAUUUGGAAGUACAAAGAAGACAGCCAAGAUUUUGCUCACUUGUUAGGAAACAGUCAAUACUUUCAUGGGGGCUUUAAGGACAAUUGUAAGACUAAAAUGAGGUGAAGCGGAGGUAGUGAAGAAAGAUAUGUUGAGUAAAGACACGAUACGAUGGAGUUGAGUCAUGUGAGAGAUUCUGUGCUGAUGUGAAUUAGAUAAGUUUUCAGUAGACAGUGAUGACGACGGCGGUGAAUUAAGCUGGGGCACAUAUUUUAGUAAAUCUUUUGUCGAACCGUGUUUCUCAUUUGUCAUGCGGUUGGUUGUGUGAUGUAUCUUGGAGUUCAACCUUGUACUUUUCAUUCUCUCUGUAAAUGAUUUGGGAGCGUAGUUCCAUUGUGGCCUGUACCUAACAAAGACAAAUGUUUUCCUUUAAAGUUAUACUUAAGAUGAAAUUGCAGCCUGAUCUGCACUGGGUCUGCCGAUUUUCUCUUGGGGCAGUAUUUACUUGGAAUAGCCUGUAAAUAACUCUGUUCUUAAUAGAUACUUUUUAGUAAUGACGGGCAUCCUAAAAUUUUCCACUCUUUUAUGGACCAUAUAGUCUCUGUUAUUGCAACCAUUGAUGUGCCUUCUAGGUGAUGUCCUUCGAUUUUCAAUGGUUUGUGGGAAGAUUUUCUUCCAUCGCAUUCUUUAGCAGAUUGUUUCCUUGAAGUGCAUGAUGUAUGAUAUAUCCCAACAUCAAGCACGCCUCUUUACCUCUUUAUCUUGAAUGCUUCAGACUCUUGGCAAAACUCCCAAGGUUGCUCUAUGGUUUAAUUUUCUUUCGCUGCAGAAUCAAGACUGUAGCUUCUUACCUUCCUGUGGCUCUUGUUGAGCUUUCACGAGACCAGCUAUUGUUCGAAGAUAACACCCUGUUGUUGGUGAUCUUCGGGGUAACAAUACUGAUUCUUGCCACUGUCAUGUUCCACAAACUUGUCUGCGAAUAACCCUGGAAGGUUUGGACAUGAUUCUCGGUGACUGUAGUCAUAUAAAUUCUGUGUUUGCUACCCAUAUUCUGAGGACUUGUCCUACCAGACAGCCAUCCCUUGUUGGUGUAGCGGAUAAACUUAAUUCCUUUCAGCUUAAAAUUUGCCUAUUUGUUAGCCUCCAAAGUCUGGCGCAGCAGAUGGGCUUCUCUUGUUUCAAAAUGCCAAGGAAUAUAGUUGUCGUUUGCCAUAUUUUUUCUUCUCCUUUCUCCAUUUUCUUGUUAUUUCAUGUUGCCUCUCAUAAAGAUCGACUCUGGUUGUCAUGUAUCCAGGUGGGGGCCGCUGAAGGAGAUGGUAAGUCAGUUGAAGUUAAAGAAAGGACUCCUGUUAAGAAAACCGGGGGAAGCUUAGGUAGUCUAAAUAUGAUUACAGGCAAGAGUGUUGAGAGAGACAAAGCAUCUGGCGGAUCUACAAAUGGUGUUGAAUCAGAGAGGUAAAUUGUUAGAUUCUUCUGUAUCUCUCGUAUUAAUGUUCAUGCACUUACACCUGUGACUGUGAGCUGUGCAGUGUUGAAAGUGGAAGUGAAGAUUCAAGUGAAGGAAGUGACGCAAUUUCACAGAGCGUAUGAUCAUUUAGAACGAUCUUUUUUCACGUUGCAUGGCAUUUACAUCUGAUUUGGAAGGAAUAUCUACCUUUUACUUUAAUUAGUAGGAAGUGAGAGAUUUUAUCAUUGGAAGCUUCAGAUUAUUGCUGUUUAACCUUUACACUCUAUUAGUUUCUUGUACAGUCUUGUGAUCAUGACCAAUAUGUAGCAUAGGAAAAUAUCUACCUUCUACUUUUAUCACAUUUUUUUUCUGUGAAAAAACAUUUAAUUUUUUUUUCAAUAAUCUCUCUUUUGCUCAGUCUUCAGUGUCCCUCGUCAUUGAUAAGAGAAGAAUACAUGGAUGGCAACUGAUAUAAGAUAUCUAGAAAACAUACAUUGUAUACCAUGGUCUCUUCUUUGAGAUGUUAAAAUGUUUCCGCCAAGAUGUUACGAACCAUAUUGACGAUCCUGUAUGGACGAACUUCUACAUAUAUCCAUCUAUAUAUUUAUAUAUAUAUACACAUCAAUAAAUAUCUAUUCUACAGAAGCAUCCCUGCGAAAUCAAGGUGAUGCUGAAACCAAACAAUGACUCUUAGGACGGCUCGAGAGUUGCUCUAAAGUAUAAGGUUCGUUCACCUGGUUCUGGGCCAUUUUCCGUUAAAGAUAGACCUUGCGUGAACGUGUUGUGAAGGUAUUUCAGUGGCGGGGAGGAGAAUGUUUAACCUUUACCUUAAAUUGCUCACUGAAGUGUGGAAAAUUUUAUUGAUCUUGUGGGCUCUGCAGAUACUUUCUUAUAAAUCGUUUGAAAUUAAGUGUCCUGCGGGUGAAGAACCUAACUGCCCAGAGCCUGUGUUUUUUAUUAAUCCUUAUUGCCUCACAAUCCCAAUGAUCAUUUUUUUCUUGCUGACUAUUCAUAUGAUUUCCCCUUUUCGCUCUUCAGGUUGGUGUGGAAUCAACGUGAUAUUGAUUUUUUUUUAUCAAUUAUAUCAGAUUAUAUGAACAUGAAUUUCUACAACCAAUAAUAUAAACAUAUUUAGGUGGUUUUAAAUGCAGAUUAUUUUCCUGCAAAAACAUAUAAUCCUAGCAGUACCUCAAUUUUUCUCAUGUGUUCAAGAAUUGAAGUGGUUCUCUCUCUAUUUCAGGGUUCACAGGAGAACCGCAGCCGCAAAAAGAACACGGCUGAUGGUACAGCUUGGCUCCAGGAGAUCACAUUUUCCUAAUUUGACUCGAUUUCUCCGUGGCUGAUGCUUUUCCCGAUUCUUACCUUAUUGGCAUUGCUGGUUUCAGGUGAGUCGAAGAACACUGGCACUUCUGGGAGCGAGUCAUCAAAGACUAAUCGGAAAGCCCAAGCAAAUGCUUCAAACCAUGUCUCACCAAUCAUGGCCAUCCCUUCCAGUGCAAUCACUGCACCGACGACUACUCUCAACAUCGGAAUGGAUUACUGGGGCGGGCCUUCCACCACUGUGACUCCAAUACGAAGCAAGCUUCCCAUAACACCAUCUCCGGCAGCUGGAGCUCCUGCCCGCAACGCAGCUCCCCAAGAGAUCUGGUCGCAGGUUUGGACCUCGAGUUCCUCCAUUAGCUGUCAGAUCCCUGUGUUGAAUAAUCAUCAUCCCUGAAAGUUUUAUCUUAUUGUGAAUUAUAUUGAUGCAAAGGAUGAAAGAGAGCUGAAGCGGCAACGACGGAAGCAGUCCAACAGAGAAUCAGCCCGUCGCUCAAGACUAAGGAAACAGGUCAGACAGGCUAAUGAACCACAGAUAUAACUCAGUGUGAAUGCUUCAGAUGCUAAGAAGAAUAUAUGCAGAUAGAAACAGGACCAUAGGGAAUCAACCCAUCGAUUAGGUCCCAAUAACUUGUUCAGAUUCAGAAAAAUAUCUGAAUUUCCUCAAUUUACUGUCUAUUUUCUUCCUUCUUGACUGACUAUGAUGAUCUAAGGCAGGCUGAGUACGAUGAGUUGGCGCAUCGUGUGGGGUCUUUGACUGAUGAAAACAACGGGCUCAGGGAAGAACUGGCCAGGAUACGAAGCGAAUGCGAGAAGCUGGCGUCUGAAAAUGCCUCUCUCUCUGUAAGCCGUCUCCCCCUGGAGCCUGGGCUCACAAGUACUGGUUUCUUGCACGCUAAUCUGAUGUGACUUUGUUGGAUUCUGCGCAGGAGAAGCUGAAGAACCCCCCAAUAGAGGAGCCGAGCAUGAACAGUGCCUCUGGUCAGCCUGAAACUAAUUCAUGA